Molecule: messenger RNA, 7834 nt
Organism: Drosophila rhopaloa
Lineage: Eukaryota; Metazoa; Arthropoda; Insecta; Diptera; Drosophilidae
Exons: 6
Coding region: 311-5614 (1767 amino acids)
Biological process (GO): positive regulation of stress fiber assembly; actin cytoskeleton organization
Molecular function (GO): guanyl-nucleotide exchange factor activity
Source: RefSeq, a predicted model, not a curated record
GCGCUUCGGGCUCCACGUUCCAUUCACGUUCAGUUUGCCAUGGCGAUGGAUUCAUGGAUGCGGUUUCAGUAGAAUCGAUCUUGUCGUGGAUGCCGCAUGCCUUUUUUUUUCGUGUGUGCCAAAAACGCGGGCUUUGUGCUCUCAUUCGCCUGGAAAUACUAUAUAUUCACCUCAUUUAUGGGGCGGAAUGUUUUCUAGAAACAAAAAAAAAAAGAGUUCAUUACCAAAACCAACGUGUUAUUCUAAAUAUCGACGGGAAAAAGUGAUGUUUUUGUGAAAUAGGCCAGGAAUUAAGUGCAACUUUUGAAUAAUGGCCUUUCAAAUGAUUAAGUCCGCUUUGGAUAACCCGCCGCAGCAGCAGCAUUUGCUAAGACGCCACAGUAAUUUGGGUUUGCCCCAUCAACAUGCAGCUGGAGUUGUUCUCCUAAAAUAUGAACACAAACUGAACUCCGGCUCAUGGGAGGACACCUUGGACGAGCCGCACCACCACCACACGCACCACUCGCACCACCAGCACCACUCGCACCUCAGUCAUCGCCAGCAGCACCACCACCAGCAUCAGCAGCAGAGCUCCUUCAUUGGAUCGCCGCCGUCCAGUGCCAGCAUCACCACCGCCCAGCUGCAUAGUGCGUUCAGUCGGCGGAUUGCCGAGCAGCGGGAGCGGGAUCAGAGGGAUCAGCGGGAUCAGAGGGAUCAGCGGGAGGGAGCGGGCUGCAGCGCAGCCACAAUUGCCGGCGGAAGCUUCAGCGCCAACGGUGGCCAGGCUGCCGUUGGUGUUGGCGUUGGCAGCAGCAGCAGCUGCGGCAGCAGCAGCGACCGGGACACCAAAUCCCCCUGCCGCGAUCGGGAUAGGAAUCUCGACCGGGAAAGAGAGAGGGAACAGGAGCGGGACAAAGACAAGGAGCAGGAGGAGGAGGAGGCGGUUCUCACCGAGGAGGAGCAGACCAGCAGCAGCGUGAGUUCGCUAAGUGCCGGCAACCAACGCAAUUCGCAAUUGCGUUCCACCUUCAACAAGGCCAAGCAGCAUUUGUCGUUUGACAAAUGGCGCACGGCCGCCACCGGAAGCGCAACAGGUUCCGCAUCCGCCACAGCAUCCACAUCUGGACCAGGAUCAUCGUCCACUGAGAACAAUAACGCCGCCGCCAGCAACAUGAUUAUGCGCAGGGCCAGUGCCUGCACGAUGCCAUCGAGUGGCGGAGGAGGAGGAGCAGGUGGCUCCCAGCGGGAGGAGGCCACCACUCCGGGUGAAUCGCCCGGUGGCCGCCUGUCCCGCUGGUUCUCCAUCAGGCGCGGCUCCUCGCAUCAGUACGAUGUGGGAGGACGCGAUGGUCGCCACUCCACCGCCUCCAGUUUUGAUACGCCCGAUUCGGGUUCUGGGAAUUCGCCGAGCACGGGCAAAGCCAACUCCGGUUUGGGAUCAGCAGGAACCGGCGGACUAGGCCAAGGAGCAGCGCUGGACGCCGCCUCGCCACAAAAGUUGGCCAAUUUGGGAGCCAGCAAAAUGAUGCCCGGAGUGCCAGAGUCGGAGGAUGAUGAGGCCACCGCCAAUCGCUUCGACAUGGACCUGAUGAUGACGCCGGGCAGUCGGGCCAACGGGACCGCUCGUACCGCCCACAACCGGCUGAUCGUGCCCAUGUUGCCGCCCGCCCCCGCCGGAUUGUCCCAGCAGCAGCUGAAGAGGCGCCACAUUGUGGCAGCCAUUGUGCACAGUGAGAACUCGUAUGUGGCCACCCUGCAGCGACUAGUCAAUGAUUACAAGAAACCGCUGGAGGAGUGCAGUCCGCCGGUGCUGAAUCCGGUGAAGAUAGCCACCCUGUUCCAUUGUCUGCCGGACAUCCUGCAUUCGCACAAGUUGUUCCGGAUCUCGUUGGCGGAGUGCGUCCGGAAUUGGGAUCGUGACGAGAAGAUCGGCGAUUGUUUUGUGAGCGCCUUCGGGAAGCCGCAGCUGCUGGAGAUCUACUCCGGUUUCAUCAACAACUUCUCGGCGGCCAUGGAGCUGGCCAAGAUGGAGGAGAAGCGCAAGUCGGCGCUGGCCGACUUCUUCAAGGUCAAGCAGAUCAGCGCCCACGACCGCCUGUCGUUCUUCGGAUUGAUGGUGAAGCCGGUGCAGCGUUUCCCCCAGUUCAUCCUCUUCCUGCAGGACCUGCUCAAGUACACGCCGCAGGGCCACCACGACCGGAUGUCCCUGCAGCUGGCCCUCUCGCAGCUGGAACUCCUGGCGGAGCUGCUCAACGAGAGCAAGCGGGAGGCGGAGCAGUAUCAGGCCUUCAAGGAGAUGCUCGGCCACAUCUCGGGCACCUUCAAUGCCCGAUCCCUCAGCCUGAGCAGCGUUAGUGUCAGCGACUCCGCCGGCGGCCACCGGCCGAGGUACUUACUCCGCGAGGACAACGUCACCCACAUGGAGUUCAACCAGGCCGGCUUCAUUGUCAAGUGCAAGCAGCGCCGGCUGCUCCUGCUCAACGACAAGGUCAUCUGCGUGUCGGUGGCGCCCAAGCAGUCGCACGACUUUGGGGCCACCGAGAAGCUCACCUUCAAGUGGAUGUUCCCGGUCAACGAUGUCGAGAUCGUCGACAACAGCACCUCCGCCACGCUGUCGAGGAUCCUCACAGCGGGUCUCAAUCGCGGCGGCAGCUUGAAGUCGAAUGGCAGCAGUGGCGCCAACGGCAGUCCCUAUGCCAACAGCACGCUGCCGGGAUACGGAGGAGGAGGUGGGGGAGGUGGCUCCACCGGCCUGUCCGGAUUCGGAGACCCGCACAGCUCCCCGGCCGCCCAGCUGACCAACGGGGCCGACAAUUUGUGCAGCGAGAUGAGCACGCUGAUGUAUGACUACGAGGUGAUCUCCCGCAUCCAGGAUCUGGUGUGCAGCCUGAAGGGCAGCUACAAGGAGCUGAACGCCAACACGACGCGCAACGUGCUCAACCUCAUCCAGGGCUCCAUCCAGCGCAAGGACGAGGAGAUGGCCUGGGUGGACUCCUGCUGCCUGCAGCUAACCGGACGCCACAAGUCCGGCAAGGAGGAGACCUUCACAUUCCAGACGCAGACGCCGGCGGUGAAGAAGGAGUGGAUCACGGAGCUGCGUCUGGCCCAGCUGGCCCUCGAUCCGAACAAUUCGCCGGCCUGGGAGCGGGGUGGCUCCCAUCCGCAGUCCGCCCACCACCACCAUCCCCACCAUCAUCACCAUCCGCAGCAGCAUCCGCACGCGGGAGCGGGGGAUCCCCGCCAGACGCAGGAGCAGCUGCAGCUGCAGGAGGCCGUCCAGCAGAAGCAGUCGCGCAAGAUGCCGCUCUUUGUCAAGGCGAUGCCUGUCUACAAGUCACAGCAUCAAACCGAGGUGCGCUGUGGAUGCUACUACAGCAUCGCCAAUGACACCAAACAGAGCGGGAAUGCGCGACGCCGGCACAAGCAGCUGAACUACCUGUGGAUGUGCAGCAGCGAUGGAACCUCCUCGCACAUCACCGUCCUGGCCCAACAUCCCCAGCAGGCGGGCAAUCUUCGCGAGGCCGGCGCCUUCGAUCUCUUCGAGACGCAGAUCUCUGCGCUGGAGUUUGUCAAGGGAUUGGAUCAAUUGAGGACGCGCGACGAGCCGGCCAGUCUGCUGGGCGAUCUGGUGUGGCUGGGCACGGAUAGUCGCAAGAUCCUGGUCUACUCGGCCCGAAAUCCGGAGCAGGAGGAGCAGCUGGGCAGCUACUCGGUGCCGGGUGCAGUGCAGCGGAUCCUCUACCAUUUCGAUGCGGUCUACGUGGCUCUUUCGGGGGCCACCGUGUUGAUAUUCCGUCGCGGCAACGACGGCGUGUGGCAAUUGCGCGACCCGCAGACCAUCAAGCUAGGCGACUCCGACUUGGCAGUGCCCAGCCUGCUGCCCAUCAACAUGUGCAUCUACGCCUCGUGCGGCAACCGGGUGUACGUGAUGAACGCCCUGAACGGCGAGAUCCAGCGGAGCUUCGAGGUGCAGCACGGGGCCAGCCAGCAGGUGAACCUGAUGGCCCACUCGGGCAUCGGCCUGUGGAUCUCGCUGAAGAACUCGACGAUGCUGUGCCUCUACCACACGGAGACGUUCAAGCAUCUGCAGGACAUCAACAUCGCCUCCAGUGUCCUGCGGCACGAUGGCAAGAAGGAGCAGCCGCUGAACAACAGUUCGGUGUAUGUGACCGCCUUGAUGGCCUGCAAGGGACUGCUCUGGGUGGGCACCAAUGUGGGCAUUGCGGUGACCAUUCCGCUGCCCCGACUCGAGGGUGUGCCCAUCAUCAGUGGCGGCAUCAACAUGUCCUGCCAUGCGCACUUCGGCCCCAUCACCUUCCUGCUGCCGCUCAUCCCGAAGGUCUAUCCCGCCUACAAGCCGCCGCCCGUGGGCGUGGCUCCCUUGGUGCCCAGCAUGGGCGACGACCUCCAGCUGCCGGCCAUCGAUGCGGAUCCCAAGAUCCAGGAGCUGGACGACGGUGCCGUGGUGCUGCGACGCGAUCUGGCCAAGGAUGAGGUGGCGGCGGUGGUGGCCAGCAGCAGUAGUCCCGGAGCGGAUUCGGCGGCCUCGUCGCCGCGCAGCUCCAAGCUGGACAAGCAGAACUCGCUGGACCAGAGCUUCACGGCCAAGAUACGCGCCUCGCUGGCCAAUUCGCCGGCGUUCCACCGCAAGCGCUUCCGCGACGAUCCCAAUAGGAUGUCUAAGACUUUGCCUCGUGGCCUGGGAGCCACUGCAGCAGCUGGCGGCGCAGGAGGUGCAGGAGGAGGAGGAGCAGGAGGAGCCAGUGCAUCGGGCUCGGGAACCUCAGCCGGGAACACCUCGCAGCAUGGCGAGCAUGGCAUCUGCGAUGUCUACGGCCUCUAUGGCAAGCUGAUAUUCGUGAAGGAGGACUACGAUGCGGAGGAGGGCAACCAGGGCAACCUGAUGGACAUGAUGUACGAGGGGAUGAGGCGCUCUGAUCCGGAACUGGCCGCCAUACCCGGCAAGGUGUGCACCCUGGACCGGCGUCUGCGCAUGAAGGCCUCGCGGCCGAGGUCACUGGACCUGUCCAACUGGUCCGUGGACUCCAAGUCCUCCAGCCUGUACACCUCGUCGGGCAGCGAGGAGAGCAUGGGCAUCCGGCACUUUGGCGGCCGAUCCGUGUCCCGCAACAGCAGCAGUGCCAGCCACAAGACCUCCGGCACGGGCAGCGAUCUGGGCAACAUAUCCGAGAACGGGCUGAUGACCACGGCGGACAUACACCACCACCAGCAGCAGCAACAGCAGCAGCAGCAGCAGCAACAGCAACAGCAGCAACAGCUGAAUAGCUCGGCCAAGCCGGAGGAGACAAGCAGACUGGGCACAGGAAACCCGGGACUGGACAAAUCCGCCGCCGCGGUGGCCACGCUGAAGCGGAAGCAGAAGCAGAACACCAAGCAGCAGCAGCAGCAGAGCGCCGACGGGCCGAGGACCGUGAUCACCCUGAUGGGCGGACGCGGCUACUGGCGCCAGAUGUGGUACAAUGGGGCGGGCGGAUCGCCCAGCCAUAAGAACAGCACCGGAGGCAGUGCAUCCGGCUCCAGCGCACAGGCCACGCAGGCGGGCAACCCCAGCUGCUCGCCACUGACGGCCAACUCCAAUGACGCCCACAUCGUGGUGUGGGAGAAGAAGUUAUAAUCGCAGGAGCUGGUGUGCUGCUGCACCCUUCAGCAGCAUCCCCACCAGCACCAUCCGCCGCUCACCGAGCUGUGGCGCCGCGUGGGCGAGCAGCAGCAGCAGUUGCAGCAGAUGCAGCGCCGUGGCCGUAGACGGGUCCGCUUUCGGGGAUCCUUCAUCCAGCGCGAUCGCAGCGCCGGCAACGAUGGUGGAGCAGGAAGAUCGGCGGGACAGGGAGCGGGAGGCAGCAUGUUGGGUGCCAGUCUGAAGCGACUGACCAAGCUGAAGCGCGGCGGCAGCCUCAAGGAGUUCUAGAUUCGCGUGUACAUUGUUUUCGAAAUUUAGUUUGUAGCUCUUAGGCUUACGAUUAGGCACAAAAACCCGGCGGCCACAUAAAUCACUAGAUUUUUUUUUUUAUUGCGUUUGCUGUAAGCGGGAAUAUCGAAUAUAUAUUUAUUAGCGGCCCUGUUCACGUUUCCAAUCCAAUUCGGAGAAUCACUUGGUCCCGAAACUCGAGUAUUCUAACGACUUCUAAACUUUUUUUCAUAUAUAACAAUUUCAUAAAUCUAAAGUUUUCUGUUAUUCAACUGAUCAAAGAACUAUAAUAAAGGUUUGUCUACCUUUAAAUGCAUUGAUGACUUAGAAAAAGUCUACCUAAUUUCCUAAAUUAUAUUAUUGAAAAGAACAAUCCUAUUUCGUUGUUCUAAAAUCAGAGAAUUUCUUAAUAUUAUCACUUUUCGCUGAAAGUAUCUACAAAAGUUUAAUUUUCCCUAAAACUGUCUAAGAUUAUUGUUUCAAAGCCGUUUAUUGCACUAUCAACAAUAUUCAUGUAGUUAAAAGCCUUGAACUAUUGCUAAAGAUUUUCAUUUCAUUUUUGGAAAACCAUUUUUUUUAUGAUUUCCAAAAACCUUGGAAAAAUAAGUUAAAUUUAGUGAAUUUCGUAUUUAAUCAGAUUUAAGUCGACCUUUUCCAAACCGAUGUGGAAAUAUCUGCGAGCUUUUGGGAGAAAUUUAGUUUGAAUCCGAUUUGGAAAUGGAAGCGGCUACAGGGGUGUAUAUAUAGCGAAUGUUUCUGGAGAAACCUAGUGCUUAGUCAGCUUUUUCUCAAACCUGAACAGCCAACUAUCUCUUUUCGUUCUUGAUUUUCGCGUAAGAAUGUGAAACUUAGCCCUAGGGAAUAUGUUUUUUUUUUCGUAUGUAGUUCAUAACUGAAUAUCCAAAUAUACAAGUGUUUUUUUUUCGGUAGUUCUGUAAGCAUAAUAUGUUACAUAGGAUAUAACUAGGUCGAUAAGGGGUUAAGCACACACAAGAGAGCGGCCAAGCCAACAAGUUAAGGGGAAAUGAUGUUGUCUGUAAGCAAAACGAAAAAGCAUUGUUAAAUUAUCCGGGAAACUGUCGAAAGAGCAGGACUUGCGAAUGGUGUGUACCAUGGUUAUACAAAUGGCUAUUUGGCCCCAUUUUGUAACCAUGCAGGGCACUUCCUUUUCAUUUUUUUUGUUAACAUUUUCGAAGUCGAAACUCUGAAGCAGCUGGCAGCACUUCCCUUUAUAUAUGUAUUAUAACGAAAUUAGAAUUAAAUGUACUCCCCGUUUAUGGAUAAACCCAAUUUGUAGUACUCUAAUGCCUGUAUUUGUGAACAUUUACAACAAGCAAACAAGAAAUAAAAACAAAAUGUUUUUUUUUACUUUGUCAAGUAAAUUUAUAUAUAUACAAGAGUAAUGAAGCGAACAAGGAAUAUCUUAUAUAUACACAAAAACAUACUUAUAUACGAUUUACAUCUUUAAAAAUAUACAUGUGCGUGUGUACAACAAGAAUAUUUAGCUAAAAAUAAUAAAAAGAAACAAAAUGUUUUAUCGAAGAUAUUUUUUGUGAGCGAUAUCUUUUGGAUACACAUAUAGAAGUCAGGCAUAAUGCAAUUAUGUAACUUUUUGUAUCAUUGUGCAUAUUUACACACUCACACACGAAUGCAUACACACACAUACGCGUUAACGCACUCAUCUACAUAUAUGAAAAUAAUAUAUUUACCUAUAUAUCUACACAUAUUUACGGGUUCCCCGGGGAGCCCAAAUGUACAUGUACUUGGAUGGCAUAUUAUUCGGCCUCGUUUGUGAACUAUCUAUCCACAGCGAAACCAGUUGCUUUGUCGGUGUUAUACAACAAAAAGAAGAAAAAAAAAACAAAAACAAGAGCAUUGUAUGUAUUCAAGAACAAAGAAAAUGUAUUAAAAUAUUACAAAAAAAUA